Cercocebus atys (sooty mangabey) is the source of this 3970-nucleotide messenger RNA. RefSeq names its product ligase III, DNA, ATP-dependent (gene LIG3). Gene Ontology annotation, biological process: lagging strand elongation; DNA recombination; double-strand break repair via alternative nonhomologous end joining. Gene Ontology annotation, cellular component: DNA ligase III-XRCC1 complex. Bases 129 to 3158 code for a protein of 1009 amino acids. Lineage: Eukaryota; Metazoa; Chordata; Mammalia; Primates; Cercopithecidae. The record is from RefSeq and is a predicted model, not a curated record. Gene Ontology annotation, molecular function: ATP binding; DNA binding; zinc ion binding. The transcript has 20 exons.
CGUGCUGCCUCCAGCUCAAGGACCCGGAUUUAAAGAGACAGGAGCUCCAACCGUCGUGGGCUGCCGGCGGCCUGUAGUGAGCUAGUCCCGAGGCCUGCGGUGAGCGCCGGAGCUGGAGAGGCAGCUAUAUGUCUUUGGCUUUCAAGAUCCCCUUUCCACAAACCCUCCGUGCACUCAGCCGAAAAGAACUGUACCUAUUCCGAGAACAUCACAGGCCUGAUGUAAGACAAUUCAGCCAGUGGUCAGAAACAGAUCUGCUUCAUGGACACCCCGUCUUCCUGAGAAGAAAGCCUGUUCUGUCAUUCCAGGGAAGCCAUCUAAGAUCACGUGCCACCUGCCUUGUUUUCUUGCCAGGGUUGCAUGUGGGACUCUGCAGUGGCCCCUGUGAGAUGGCUGAGCAACGGUUCUGUGUGGACUAUGCCAAGCGUGGCACAGCUGGCUGCAAAAAAUGCAAGGAAAAGAUUGUGAAGGGCAUAUGCCGAAUUGGCAAAGUGGUGCCCAAUCCCUUCUCAGAGUCUGGGGGUGAUAUGAAAGAGUGGUACCACAUUAAAUGCAUGUUUGAGAAACUAGAGCGGGCCCGGGCCACCACAAAAAAAAUCGAGGACCUGACAGAGCUGGAAGGCUGGGAAGAGCUGGAAGAUAAUGAGAAGGAACAGAUAACCCAGCACAUUGCAGAUCUGUCUUCUAAGGCAGCAAGUACACCAAAGAAGAAAGCUGUUGUCCAGGCUAAGUUGACAACCACUGGCCAGGUGACUUCUCCAGUGAAAAGCGCCUCAUUUGUCACCAAUAACAAUUCCCGGAAAUUUUCUGGCUUUUCAGCCAAGCCCAACAACUCUGGGGAAGCCCCCUCAAGCCCCACCCCUAAGAGAAGUCUGUCUUCAAGCAAAUGUGACCCCAAGCAUAAGGACUGUCUGCUACGGGAGUUUCGAAAGUUAUGCGCCAUGGUGGCCGAUAAUCCUAGCUACAACACGAAGACCCAGAUCAUCCAGGACUUCCUGCGGAAAGGCUCAGCAGGAGAUGGUUUCCACGGUGAUGUGUACCUAACGGUGAAGCUGCUGCUGCCAGGAGUCAUUAAGACUGUUUACAACUUGAAUGAUAAGCAGAUUGUGAAGCUUUUCAGUCGCAUUUUUAACUGCAACCCAGAUGAUAUGGCACGGGACCUAGAGCAGGGUGACGUGUCAGAGACAAUCAGAGUCUUCUUUGAGCAGAGCAAGUCUUUCCCCCCAGCUGCCAAGAGCCUCCUUACCAUCCAGGAGGUGGAUGAGUUCCUUCUGCGGCUGUCCAGGCUCACCAAGGAGGAUGAGCAGCAACAGGCCCUGCAGGACAUUGCCUCCAGGUGUACAGCCAAUGACCUUAAAUGCAUCAUCAGGUUGAUCAAACAUGAUCUGAAGAUGAACUCAGGUGCAAAACAUGUGUUAGACGCCCUUGACCCCAAUGCCUAUGAAGCCUUCAAAGCCUCGCGCAACCUGCAGGAUGUGGUGGAACGGGUCCUUCACAAUGCGCAGGAGGUGGAGAAGGAGCCAGGCCAGAGACGAGCUCUGAGCGUCCAGGCCUCGCCGAUGACACCCGUGCAGCCCAUGCUGGCGGAGGCCUGCAAGUCCAUUGAGUACGCAAUGAAGAAAUGUCCCAAUGGCAUGUUCUCUGAGAUCAAGUACGAUGGAGAGCGAGUCCAAGUGCAUAAGAAUGGAGACCACUUCAGCUACUUCAGCCGCAGUCUCAAGCCCGUCCUGCCUCACAAGGUAGCCCACUUUAAGGACUACAUCCCCCAGGCUUUUCCUGGGGGACACAGCAUGAUCUUGGAUUCUGAGGUGCUUCUGAUUGACAGCAAGACAGGCAAACCACUGCCCUUUGGGACUCUGGGAGUGCACAAGAAAGCAGCCUUCCAGGAUGCUAAUGUCUGCCUGUUUGUUUUUGAUUGUAUCUACUUUAAUGAUGUCAGCUUGAUGGACAGGCCUCUGUGUGAGCGGCGGAAGUUUCUUCAUGACAACAUGGUUGAAAUUCCAAACCGGAUCAUGUUCUCAGAAAUGAAGCGAGUCACAAAAGCUUCGGACUUGGCUGACAUGAUAACCCGGGUGAUCCGGGAGGGAUUGGAGGGGCUGGUGCUGAAGGAUGUGAAGGGUACAUAUGAGCCUGGGAAGCGGCACUGGCUGAAAGUGAAGAAGGACUAUUUGAAUGAGGGGGCCAUGGCCGACACAGCUGACCUGGUGGUCCUUGGGGCCUUCUAUGGGCAAGGGAGCAAAGGCGGCAUGAUGUCAAUCUUCCUCAUGGGCUGCUACGACCCUGGCAGCCAGAAGUGGUGCACAGUCACCAAGUGUGCAGGAGGCCAUGAUGACGCCACGCUUGCCCGCCUGCAGAAUGAACUAGACAUGGUGAAGAUCAGCAAGGACCCCAGCAAAAUACCUAGCUGGCUGAAAGUCAACAAGAUCUACUAUCCUGACUUCAUCGUCCCAGACCCAAAGAAAGCUGCCGUGUGGGAGAUCACAGGGGCUGAAUUCUCCAAAUCGGAGGCUCACACAGCUGAUGGGAUCUCCAUCCGAUUCCCUCGCUGCACCCGAAUCCGAGAUGAUAAGGACUGGAAAUCUGCCACUAACCUUCCCCAACUCAAGGAACUGUACCAGUUGUCCAAGGAGAAGGCAGACUUCACUGUAGUGGCUGGAGAUGAGGGGAGCUCCACUACAGGGGGUAGCAGUGAAGAGAAUAAGGGUCCCUCAGGGUCUGCUGUGUCCCGCAAGGCCCCCAGCAAGCCCUCUGCCAGUACCAAGAAAGCAGAAGGGAAGCUGAGUAACUCCAACAGCAAAGGCGGCAACAUGCUGACUGUAAAGCCUUCUGCUGUGAAGGUGGGAGAGAAGCUGGCCAUGAAGUCUUCUCCAGUGAAAGUAGGGGAGAAGCGGAAAGCUGCUGAUGAGACCCUGUGCCAAACAAAGGUUCUGCUGGACAUCUUCACUGGAGUGCGGCUUUACUUGCCACCCUCCACACCAGACUUCAGCCGUCUCAGACGCUACUUUGUGGCAUUCGACGGGGACCUGGUACAGGAAUUUGAUAUGACCUCAGCCACGCACGUGCUGGGUAGCAGGGACAAGAACCCUGCGGCCCAGCAGGUCUCCCCAGAGUGGAUUUGGGCAUGUAUCCGGAAACGGAGACUGGUAGCUCCCUGCUAGGUUUGCUGUCUUCCCUCUCCCUCAGGCCAUACUCUUCUUUACCAUACUACUGGACUGGACUCAGGCUGGAGGCAGGUAGACACAGUAUAGGGGGAAUGGGGUUGCUUCUCCCAAACCCACCAGUCCUCCACGGUCUCUUCUGGACCAGGAAUUAGUUGCUGUGGGUGCCACAACUGAAGUCAGUUUCUCUUGCUGGGUUUAAAUAGAUCUUUCAGGUCUGGGUGCUGGGUUUACCAUCUUUUUUUUUUUUUUUCUUUGAAAAGCAGCUUAGUUACCUUUUUUAUAAAUAAAAUAUCUUGCAGUUGUCUUUGUCCUUUCCCCACCUACACCCCUAAUAAUUUCCCUAGAGAUUAAGGAGUAAAGGCUGGGUUAUGGCAGCUCUGUCCGCAAAGCCUUCUCUCCCGUCCUUGCCUGUUCCUUUGUACUUCCAGGCUCAUUUUAAAGUCGUAUUUAAAGGACUGCCCUCAGAAAUGCUUCCAUUUAGCAGAACUUGUGUUCGGCCGGACACCCUUUGCCAGGAACAAAGCCUCAUGUGAAAGAAAACAAAAUGAACUUUUUUGACUUUCUUCUCUGUGUUCUCCUAUUACAGAGUAAGGAUUCCCAGUUUGAAGGGAGGGGACUAGGGUCAGGUAGGACAAUGGGGCCUUUAUGAAGAAAGGGAAGUUACUUGGGUCACUCCUCUGGAGGGAUAGAGGGCUCCAGGAAGAUCUGCCUCCCCAAAACCUGGAAACAAGACUGUUCUUUAAGAAUAAAAAUCCACGUGGGGCUUGAGGCCAAGAACAGCCCUUGUUGCCACCAACGUGGAGACUUUG